Molecule: messenger RNA, 1208 nt
Organism: Anopheles merus
Lineage: Eukaryota; Metazoa; Arthropoda; Insecta; Diptera; Culicidae
Product: FUN14 domain-containing protein 1
Exons: 4
Coding region: 334-858 (174 amino acids)
Biological process (GO): autophagy of mitochondrion
Cellular component (GO): mitochondrial outer membrane
Source: RefSeq, a predicted model, not a curated record
CGCAAGAAGAGGCAAAAGAAAACAACUCGUCAAAGCAACUUGCAGCUUCGCUGGUCGGUGAAGAAAGGGCAGAAAAAUUCCACUGUUCUCGGUUUUGCGAGCAAAUCUCUAGUGUGUGCGUGUGUGCGUGGGGGGUUUAGGAAUAUCAAACCGGUGGAGCAUAAAGAGCAUAGAAUCGCCCCCUACAUAUAGUGCUUAUUAAAAGAAAAGAAAAAAAAUCGAAAACAGCCAGCAGCAACUGGUCCGAAACGUCGCAACAUUAAACGCAAAGCGUCGGGUUCGGUGAGUUUUCUCACGCGGACAAAAUCGAAACUCCGGAAAGCGUUCUCAGGAAUGAGCGACGGAAAAGUUAAAAAAGACGCAACGAACAAGGAAAUCAUCAACAUGAGUGACGCCGCCGGAUAUUUGGACCGUUUCGUGGGUGAUGUGAGCAAAAAAUCGGCCACCAAACAGAUACUGAUCGGUGCCGGCAGUGGAUGGGCAACCGGUUACAUCACGAUGAAGGUGGGCAAGAUGGCUGCGAUCGCAGUCGGCGGUGGCAUCAUCCUGCUGCAGAUGGCCAACCAGCAGGGCAUCAUUUCGAUCGACUGGAACAAGGUGCAGAAGAAGGUGGACAAAGUCACCGACAAGGUGGAGGAAGCCGUCACCGGUCAGGGGCCGAGCUGGGCGGACAAGGCGGAACGUUUCGUUGACCGCAAACUCAACCAGGCGGAGGAUGUGCUGAACAAGCGGACGAAAAAGGCCAAAAAGUGGUACACGAACCUGAUCGGUGACGAGACCGGCUGCAAGGUGAACGAUCUACACAUUUUCCUCUGUGCCUUUGCGGCGGGCGUUGCGAUCGGUGUCGGCACUGCCUAAUGAUAGGGUGUCCGGAUGGUCACGUUUCUGCAUGCGCCGUGACGUCACAACAGUCACAAUCUGAUACGCUGCUGGGCAAAACCGUUUCGCCAAAAAGAAAAACAAUACGACACAAAACCAUUUUGCGCUGAAGGAUGGAAACACACACACACGCAUUAAGGCAGCAGUAGUUACACCUCGGGUCAGUUUUCGGAACAAAAGUGGCAUGCGUUAGGUGCGAGAAAGUUACAUUUGAUGCCAGUAUGCCUUUUCUUUCGUUCGCGUCUGUUAACAGACCUAAAUAGCUGAAUAUCAGACGGAAAUGGCAUACAGAAGCUAAACGGCAGAUUAUUUGAACGGAAUCGUAUGGC